AUGAUGCUAAGAAGUGUUAUAUUAAUUCUGUGGAUCGGAGUACUUGAAUUAUUAAUCUUAAUUGAUCAAUGUGAGAGCACUCAUGUAACUGGUACUUUCAACACCAACGAAUUUUUCCGCUUUCUCAUAAAGUUCGGGUUUCAACAGACAGAUCGUCACAGACAGCGCGAAUCUUACGGCUAUAUUUUUGGAAAUGUAACGUCGCAGUCAAAUUUGUCAUCCUCAAAGCUGAUAACCUUUGCUGUUUUGGACAGAAACCAUUUUUUGGAGUACUAUGGUAACCGUACUCUUGAAGAUAAAAAUACAGCGUGCAGCAGGAUGUUCAAUACCCUCAAUCAGAGCUCAUAUGACUCACAGUGUAACGUCAAUGGCGAGGAUUUCUUACGGAGAAUACCAUGCCCAAAGGGUCAACUGUGUCCAGAUGAAGACUUACCGUCGAAUGUCAUAAAAAACAACCAAUUUACUUAUGUAAUCCAAGACCUUGGUCAACCGAGAUUUUGGUAUAUAAGCAUCGUAUCGUGUUAUCGUAACAUUAAAACAUGUAAAUGGGAGUGGUUUAACGAGAGCAUAAAUAUCGACUACGAUGUUUGGUUGGUGAAUGGCAAUCCGAAUAACAGCGGAUUCAAUAGUUUGACUUAUCAAUUUUCGUACGACCGGCAAAAUACUAUUGAGUUGUAUUUAUUAUUUUUUUUAUCCUACAUAAUACUAGUACCUCUGCAGUUGUACGCUGUUAGAUUACAAAGACAUCCUGUUACGAGACUUUUUACUGUCAGCUUACUGUUGGAGUUUAUAGCGAUUUGUUUGAUACUAAUUCACGUAUUAAAAUUCGCGUUUGAUGGUAUUGGAUACGAAAAAUUGGAAGUUGCUGGUGAUAUCUUUGAUAUUUUAUCACGAGCAACUUUUAUGUUAUUAUUGUUAUUGUUAGCAAAAGGAUGGGCUGUUACAAGAAUCGAGCUAACGUGGAAGCCGUUGGUAUUUUUAAUAUGGUUUUGUUACGGCGUUGUUCAUAUUCUUCUCUACGUUUGGAAUAUGACUGAAGUUGAUAUUAUUGAAGACAUAGAUGAAUAUCAAACAUGGCCUGGAUGGUUCAUUUUACUAUUUCGGAGUGCGAUAAUGAUAUGGUUCUUAUUAGAACUUCGCAACACUAUGACUUAUGAGCACAAUACUCAGAAAUUAAACUUUCUGCUCCAUUUUGGAGCCUCAGCACUUGUGUGGUUUAUAUAUUUACCGAUAGUUGCAUUGAUUGCACUACAAAUAAGCACACUAUGGAGGUUUAAAUUUCUACUCGGAAUUACAUAUUCAGCAGAUUGUUAUGCGUACUGUGUAAUGACGCAUUUAUUAUGGCCAACACGAAGUGAACAAUAUUUUUUACUAGCACAAGGUGCAGAUAACGGUGAUGAAUUGGAUGAAUUUAAUGAGGCACCGCAUGUAUUAAAUAAUUACGUUGAGCCAUCGGAUCUUACAAAAAUAAUAGCAUAA
Molecule: messenger RNA, 1479 nt
Organism: Cotesia congregata
Lineage: Eukaryota; Metazoa; Arthropoda; Insecta; Hymenoptera; Braconidae
Source: the annotation of a GenBank genome assembly